Cornus florida is the source of this 3817-nucleotide messenger RNA. RefSeq lists its product as uncharacterized. The record is from RefSeq and is a predicted model, not a curated record. Bases 2118 to 3710 code for a protein of 530 amino acids. Lineage: Eukaryota; Viridiplantae; Streptophyta; Magnoliopsida; Cornales; Cornaceae. The transcript has 4 exons.
UGAAGAAUGCAAUUGAUGCAAGGUCUUUGAUUAUGUAGUGAUUAUAUCGUAUAUGAAUGUAUUUAAUUGCACAUACGCAUUUCAACUUAUGAGUUUUCUGUGUUUGAGAUUCAAUUGCAAGUGGUAAUAAAUUUAGACUUAAAUUUAAUGCUAACUUCUUCAAUUUUUUUUAUUUUUUUAUUUUUUAUUUUAUAUAUAUAAUAACAAAAAUUCAAUUAGUAAAGUGGCCAUAGUCUAGAUAUAUAAUCACAAAAUUGAUCUUUUUUUACUCAUGAUGAAGUUGUUGUAGGUUAUUAAAAACUUUUACUAGAGUUAUUGAAUAAGUCAGCAAGGAGCUAUGGGGGAUAAAGGCUGGAUGCACCUUGAUGACAGGUUAUUAGAAUAACAAAUAGCUUUAUCGAUAAAAGCUAAAACAUUAAACCUGUUAUUUUUUUAAUAAUUAAAAGUUGUAAGUGUUCAAUUGUAGAGCUUCAGAAGAGUAUACAAAUGGAGCAAAAAGAUUUAUCGCUUGGGCUCGAAGUAAUGCAAGGAAUCAAGAUACCAUUUUAUGCCCCUGUAAACUUUGUUUAAACUCACAAUAUCAACAUUACCAUAAGGUGUAUGAGCAUAUAGUGGAAAAGGGAAUGGAUUCCAAUUACACUGUAUGGGUCUUUCAUGGAGAAAAGAGGAGUACACAAGUAGUAAAUGAAGGCGAUCAAGAUCGUAUGGAAAUACCUGAAACAUAUGAGAUGUUCAGGGAUGUAUAUUUUGGUGGUGAAGACAACGCUGCUACAGAGCAUAUUGAAGGAAGUAGAGAGGGUGAGUUUAGAGAGGCGUUGGAACAUGCUGAAACUCCUUUAUAUACAGAUUGCACGACAUUUACAAUUAUGUCAGCAACUGUUGCUUUACAUAAGCAUAAAGCUGCUUUUAAUCUAUCUGACAUCGGAUAUGAUGAGCUUCUUAAAAUUCUUCGUGUUAUGCUUCCACCAGAUAACCAGCUUCCUAAAGGAAUGUAUGAAACAAAGAAGCUAUUAAAGACAUUUGAUUUAGGGUAUGAAAAAAUACAUGCUUGCAUUAAUGAUUGUUGUUUGUUUAGAAAAGAAAAGGAGGAUAUGAAUGCAUGCCCAAAAUGUGGUUCUUCAAGGUGGAAAAUGAACAGAUAGAAUAGUAAGGUUCAAGAAGGGGUUCCGGCUAAGGUGUUAUGGUACUUUCCAAUAGUACCAAGAUUUAGGCGUUUGUUUCGAUCGAUUGAAAAGGCUGAACAGGUAUUGUGGCAUUCAACAAAUAAAAGUCAAGAUAGAAAUAUGCGACAUCCAGUUGAUUCACUUGCAUGGGAUAUCAUAAAUAAGAAGUGGCCGAGUUUUGCAUCAGAUCCUCGAAAUUUAAGGCUUGGCCUUGCGGUCGAUGGGGUCAAUCCAUUCGGUGAUCUUAGCACUAAACAUAGUUGUUGGCCAGUGAUUUUAGUUGUAUACAAUUUUGACCCAUUGUUUUGCAUGUCUAAAGAGAAUUUGAUGUUGACGAUGUUGAUCUCAGGGCCAAAGCAACCAGGGAAUGAUAUUGAUGUAUUUUUGGAGCCAUUGGUGGAAGAUUUGAAGGAGUUAUGGGAAAAAGGUGUUUAGCUUUAUGAUUCAUUCAUUAAAUCUAUGUUUAAUUUGAAGGUGAUAUUGAUGUGGACAAUCAAUGAUUUAUCGGCUUAUUCUAAUCUGUCUGGUCAGGCAACAAAAGGUAAGUGUGGUUGUCCAGUGUGUGCUAAAGAAACAUGCUCAGAGUGGCUGCCAUGUAGUGGGAAGACUGUGUAUAGGGAUACUCGGCGAUUUCUUUCAAUUAAUCACAGCUAUAGAAAGAAGAAAACUUGGUUUAAUGGAAAAGAAGAAUUGAGAAGGCCACCUAUAGCAUUAUCUGGUUCAGAAAUUUUUCGUAUUGUUGAGAAUUUUGAGAAUAAGUGGGGAAAAACACCUAAAAUAUGCAUGAAUUCCAACAUAAAUUCUUUCAAAAAACGUAAGAGGUCCAAAGAAAAUCCUUCCGAAAAGAACGACACUUCCUAAAAAAAUCCCAGCACUUGGCCAUGGAAGCAAAGGUCUAUAUUUUUUGAAUUGCCAUAUUGGGAGGCACUACCUCUUCGUCACAAUUUGGAUGUAAUGCACAUUGAAAAAAAUGUUUGUGAGAGCAUUCUCGGUACUUUAUUAAAUAUGAAGGGAAAAUCAAAGGAUGGAUUCAAGUCUCGUAUGGAUCUAGAAAAAAUGGGCAUUAGGUGUGAUUUGCACCCAAAGGAAUCAGGCACGAAACAUUACUUGCCACCAGCACUCUAUACAUUAUCGAAGGAAGAGAAGGGCAAAUUUUUAAAAAGGUUACAACAAUUGAAGUGGCCUGAUGGUUAUAGUUCAAACAUUGGGCAACGAGUCUCGUUGGGUGAAUGUAAGAUUAGUGGCCUAAAAUCCCAUGAUUGUCAUAUUUUGAUGCAACAAUUAUUACCUGUAGCUUUACGUGGAUUAGCACAUAAAGGUCCGAGGAAUGCUAUAGUUCGCUUAUGUGCAUAUUUCAAUGGAAUAUGCCAAAGGGUGAUUGAUAGGAAACAAUUGGAAAAACUUGAAAAUGAAAUUGUUGAAACUUUAUGCAUGUUUGAAAGGUUUUUUCCACCAUCUUUCUUCGACAUUAUGGUACACGUCACCAUUCAUCUUGCACGAGAAGCUCAUCUUUGUGGACCAGUGCACUUUCGUUGGAUGUACCCAUUUGAGAGGAUUAUGAAGGUUUAUAAAGGAUAUGUUCGGAAUCGAGCAAGACCGGAAGGGUGCAUGGCAGAAUGUUAUUUGGUGGAUGAGUGCGUAGAAUUUUGUAGUGAACAGAUGAAAAAAGUAUCUGAAAUAGGUUUUCGUCGAUCUAGAAAUGAAGAUAUUGAAUGUGAAAGUACAGAAAGAGGACGCCCAAUAUCUAAGGGGAUUUCAAAACCCAUUCCUCCUGACAUGUUAGCCAUUGCUCAUCGUUAUGUAUUAUUCAACAGUGACGAGGUUAAACCAUACAUAGAAGAGCAUCGGGAGGAACUCAGGCGUUCUGACAGUCGUCUAGCAAGGAAUGAACAUUUGUUAGAGAAGAGACAUAUGGAGACCUUCAGUUCAUGGAUAAAAACUACGAUCAGUGUAAGUACAAAUGUAUUAGGUAAGUUAAAGUGGCUUGCACGUGGCCUUAGAACAGAAGUAAUGUCCUAUUCUGGCUAUGUUGUGAAUGGUCAACGAUUUCACACGAAGGAUAUUGAGAGAAGCACACAAGAUAGUGGUGUUUCUAUUGAAACUGAAACUAUAUGCCGAUCUAGUGUGAGAGACACAAAUCAAGUUAUUGAAAAAAUAACUUACUAUGGCAUUCUGAAAGAUAUAAUUUUGUUGAACUACUACACUUUUGAGGUGCCAUUAUUUGAUUGUGAUUGGGCAAACAUUAGAAAUGGCAUCAAAGUUGACGAUGGAUUUACGUUGGUGAACCUUCGUGAAGGUCAAAGUCAAUUUGCAAAAGAUCCAUAUAUCCUUGCAUCGCAGGCUAAGCAAGUGUUUUAUUCUAGGGAAUCCGAAACAUCAAGUUGGUAUGUUGUACUUAAAGCACCAAUUAGAGGAUCUCAUGAUGUAGAUAGUUUUGAAGAAAACCCUUAUAUGCCUUAUGCUCCUUUAGAUGUAUCAAGACUUGACAUUGUUGAUGAUGAUGAUCAUCCAUAUGUACGAGAUGAUUGUGAAGUCAUAAUAGUGUAGAAUUCAGGGUUAUAGCAAAUGUUGGUCUUAUUUUUUGGUGGCUCUUAUUUGGUGUGCAAUCUGGUUUUGGUAUAUAUGUCCAUUAAUAAAAUAUUAUUUUGUUGUAA